ACUCGCGCUGCUGAAGGCUUGGUAACGCAACUUUGCGCUCAGGGAUGCGGGCGCGACGAGAAGCCUGAUCAUGGCUUUGUAUUGGAUAUAUCCGUCCAUUUUUAUCCUCUACGCUGUCAGACCGUGCCUAGGAUUGAGGAAUUACCCAGACAAUGAAGUUACGCUGUUGGACUCGGUGUCGGCGUUGGGCGAUCUGGGCUGGGAGGCCUACCCAGCAGAGGGGUGGGAGGAGAUUAGUGUGAUGGACGAACGGAACACACCUAUGCGCACCUACCAGGUGUGCAACGUGAUGGAGGCCAAUCAGAACAACUGGCUCCGCACGGGGCUGAUCCCGCGCCACGGCGCCCAGCGCGUCUACGUGGAGAUCAAAUUCACGCUGCGCGACUGCAACAGCCUGCCCGGUGUGCCGGGCACCUGCAAGGAGACCUUCAACGUCUACUACCACGAGUCCAACUCGGAGACGCCGCCGCCGCUGCGGCACCUGCGCGAGAGCCAGUACGUCAAGAUCGACACGAUCGCGGCCGACGAAAGCUUCACGCAGACGGACGUGGGCGACCGCGUCAUGAAGCUCAACACGGAGGUGCGCGACAUCGGCGGCCUGACGAAGCGCGGCAUCUACCUGGCCUUCCAGGACCUGGGCGCGUGCAUCGCGCUAGUCUCUGUGCGCGUCUUCUACAAGCGCUGCCCGCUCGCCGUGCUCAACUUGGCGCGCUUCGCCGACACGGUCACCGGCGGCGACUCGGCGCUGGUGGAGGUACGCGGUGCGUGCCUGGAGGACGCAGAGGAGCUGGAGCCUCCACGGAUGUUCUGCAGCGCCGACGGGGGCUGGUUGGUGCCCAUCGGGCGCUGCGUGUGCCGCCCGGGGUUCGAGGAGGUGGACGGCCACUGCCAGCCCUGCCGCUCUGGCUUCUACAAGGCCUCCGCCAUGGACGCGUACUGUGUGAAGUGUCCCCCACAUAGCUAUUCCCACCAGGACAAGGCGUCCGAGUGUGUGUGCGAGAGGGGCUUCUACCGUGCCGAGACUGACCCCCGCUCCAUGGCCUGCACACGUCCACCCUCAGCUCCGGGCACCCCUAUCUCCACGGCCAACGAGACGGCCGUGACCCUGGAGUGGAGCCCUCCGCGGGACAGCGGUGGCCGCGGCGACGUGACCUACAGUGUCCACUGCCGCAGGUGCUCGAGCGAGUCGGGCGCGGAGCGCUGCACGCCGUGCGGCGGGAGCGCGCGCUUCAACCCGCGGCAGUUCGGCCUGGCGCUGCCGCGCGUGCUUGUGACGGAGCUGCUGCCACGCACCACCUACAGCUUCAGUGUGGAGGCGCUCAACGGCGUGUCGCACCUCAGCCCCAGCCCCCGCACGCUCGCCACCGUCAACAUCACCACCAGCCAGACCGUGAGUGUGGUUCUGAAGGAGAGACGGAGCAAGGACAGCAUCACACUGGCCUGGCAUGGCCCGGACUCCUCGGAGGGGAAUGUGCUGGAAUACGAGGUCACCUACUAUGAGAAGAACCAACGAGACCAAAACUACACGGUCCUGAAGACCAAGGCCAAUGUGAUGACGGUGGACGGACUCAAGCCGGGGACGACCUACGUGUUCCGAGUGCGGGCCCGCACUGAAGGUGGCCAUGGCAACUACGGUGGCGAGAUCGAGCUGGAGACGAGCCAUGAGGACAUGCUGGCCGUUGGAGACCCCAACCAGUCCACCAUCCUGGCUGCGUCCGUCGCGGGGGGCAUCGUGUUGCUGGUCCUGUUGGUAGCAUGCUUCGUUGUGAGUGGAAGACACUGUGGCUACAUAAAGGCCAAGCAGGACCCAGAGGAGGAGAAGAUGCAGUUCCAACAUGGCAGAGUCAACCUGCCAGGCAGCCGGACCUACAUCCACCCACACACAUAUGAGGAUCCCAACCAGGCUGUCCGAGAUUUUGCCCAGGAGAUUGAUGUGUCCAACAUCCGCAUUGAGAGAGUGAUUGGAGCAGGAGAGUUUGGGGAGGUGUGCAGCGGGCGCUUGCGUCUGCCCAGCAAGAGGGAGAUCCACGUGGCCAUUAAGAGCCUGAAGGCCGGCUACACGGAGCAGCAGAGACGCGACUUCCUGAGCGAGGCCAGCAUCAUGGGCCAGUUUGACCACCCUAACAUCAUACGCCUGGAGGGAGUGGUCACCAGAUGUAAGCCAGUAAUGAUCAUAACAGAGUACAUGGAGAACGGCUCUUUGGAUACCUUUCUAAAGAAGCACGACGGCCAAUUCACCGUCCUUCAGCUCCUAGGCAUGCUGAGGGGCAUUGCGGCGGGCAUGCAGUACCUGUCUGAGAUGAACUACGUGCACCGUGACCUGGCCGCCCGCAACAUCCUGGUUAACAGCAACCUGGUGAGCAAGGUGUCCGACUUUGGGCUAUCACGGGUCCUGGAGGACGAUCCGGAUGCUGCUUACACAACCCGGGGGGGUAAGAUUCCUAUCCGCUGGACUGCGCCGGAGGCCAUUGCCUAUAGGAAGUUUACCUCAGCCAGUGAUGUAUGGAGCUACGGCAUUGUCAUGUGGGAGGUCAUCUCUUACGGAGAGCGGCCAUACUGGGAAAUGUCCAACCAAGAUGUUAUCAAGGCCAUAGACGAGGGCUACCGGCUGCCGGCGCCCAUGGACUGCCCAGUCGUGAUGCAUCAGCUGAUGCUGGACUGCUGGGAGAAGAACCGCAGUGAGCGGCCCAAGUUUGGCCAGAUCGUGUCCACCCUGGACCGUCUCAUCCGCAGCCCCAGCUGCCUGAAGCCCCUGGCCAACAGUGCUGUCUGGGAGGACCCCCCAUCUCCAGAGGCGGGCGUCAGCACAGUGGAGGACUGGCUAGAGUCCAUUAAGAUGAGCCAGUACAAGGAUCACUUCACCACUGCUGGUUACGUCACCCUGGACUCUGUGCUGUACGUCAGCGCCAGCGAGUUGGGGAAGUUGGGUGUGGCUCUGGCAGGCCACCAGAAGAAGAUCCUCACCAGCAUCCAGAGCCUCCAGGCCCAGCAACAGGGAACCCAUGUCCAAGUAUAACACUCUGCUCAAAGCGUCCCUUCAGCCCCUUCCGGAGACUCACAGAGACAGAUGGGGGGGGGGGGGGGGGGGGUGCCUGGGUCUCCUGCCCCCCAGGGAGAGAGAGGUUUUGGGGGGAGGGGGUCCCUCCACCAGUAGAGUCCUUCAGUCCAUCCACCCUGAGAAGCUUUUGCUAGCCUCUCCACAGCCGAACCCUGGAAGGAGGAUUGUGUAACUGUCUGACAGAACAUCAUCUGGAGGACUUGUUGUGCUGAAGGGUUGAUCAUUACAUCUUGUGGAUUUUUCAAAUCCAGAUUUAGAAAGAAACACCAGAACACUUUUCUUUUUUGCUAUCUGAAGUGGAACACAUGGACCAACGCACCUCGACAAGGGGUCAACACGGCACUUUGACGCCCAUUGAAGACUUUGUACAGAAAAGACUUCCUAUCGCUCAGAGGAGCAAGACCAUGUCUGCUGGUGGAUUUUUAGACAGUUUUGACACUUUCGCCACAGAUGGUCUUAUGCUAAGCUAACACAAAGCUGUUUUAAUGUGUAUUUUUGUUUGUUUAUUUGUUUAUUAGUGCGUAUUAUAAGGCCAAAUGGACCUUACCUGAGAAGAUGUGCAUAAUUAGUAGGGUUAACUCAGUGGACUUGUUCUGGUACGAACAACAUGAUGACCAGAGCAGGUUCAGUAUGUUGACCUAACAACGCUACAGUAGAGAUCUGGGACGAGAUGGUGUUGGCCUUAAUAAAUCCCCUGAGAGAGACUGAACCUUGGUGGGUUGUAAGACUGGCCACCAUAUAGACCUUAACUGGAAAUAUGAAUCGGAGCUCAGACAAAUGGUGACAGAUUCAGCGAUAUGUUAUCGAGAACUCUGCAGGAUGGCAUUUGAUGGCUUCCUGACAGUGUGUGUGUGUGUGUGUGUGUGUGUGUGUGUGUGUGUGUGCGUGCGUGCGUGCGUGCGUGUGUGCAUGCGUGUAUGUGUAUUUGAGGAGGGAGAGACCAGCAUACUAACAUCAAGAAGGAAACCACAGCAACCACUUCUGACUGCAUCAAGCGCACUAUAGUGCUGGCAAAUGAUGCAAGCAUGGCAAACAAGGAUGAGGGGGAACGUUCUUGCGCACACUGACAUCGCUUGAUAUCACACUCCAUUUUGAUCCUUUUUUUUCUAUGGAGUUCAAUGAAGAGCCUUCCCUCUUCUGUGUGUUUUGAAAACUUCUCAAGCGGUAUUAUCUUUUUACUUUCCUAUCUUUCUACCCAUCUCCCUCUGGCUUUUCUGUCUUUCACUCUAAUUCUGUCAGCCACUCUUUCCUCCUGCCCUUCAGAUGUUAGUAACCCUCUGAAACGCUCAACGUUUGUGUUCAUAUUUAGCGCCAUGUUUAGCUGUGGUAAAAGCCGUACGCAAACGUUCAGACUUUAGCAGAAGCUGUAUAUGAUUCUGUGGUCUUCGCACAUUCAGUAUUUAUCAUAGUGUCAUCCUGUCUUGCCGUAGUGCAGACUUGUAUGGUCGGUGGAUCUACACAGUAUAGAAUGUAUAUUUGUCUUGAACAGUGAGUCGUGUAGUGUAGCUUUCUGCUGGUACCUGAAUGAACAAUGGCGAUGCCAAUUAUAUUUCUCUCUCUCUCUCUCUCUCUCUCUCUUUCUCUCUCUCUAUCUCUCUCUCACUAUAUUACUCUCUUUCUAGUAAUCUCUCUACUCUCGUUCAUUCAGUUUCGUGUCAGCAUUAUUAUGAGGGGGUUUUGAAAAAAAAGAGCUGUUAACGUAUUGGUGGUCGUGUUUCGAUAUCUCAGAGAAAUUGGUUUCAUCUGAAUGAAAGCUCAUUCUCCGUCCCAUCUCAAAAGCACAGCUUCGUCUUUCCCUUGCAAUCCGCUCCAGCGAUGCUAGCAAUGAAGCACGCCGUCCAGCAUUACCUCACGGAAGACAUAUUAAGAUAUUGUUUUUCCCAGAUGAAAAUGAAAUACUGGAAGAAAAUAUAUAGUAAGUAUUUGAUUUGUCACAAGGUUUAGAAUCAUUCAUUACUCUUCCAAACAGCCUUCAUCUUGGCUUUCUUCGUCUUCCAUGAUCUUUUUCAUAUAUUCGACAUUUAAAGCAGUUUUUGUUUCACACAACAUUUUCCAAUCACUAGCAUUGCUAAACCAAUGGGUCACACAUUUGACCACACCACAAUAAGCCAUCUUCUAUAUGCCAUUAAAAGCCAUUGUAUCAGACGUCAGAGUUGGUUAUGAAAUGAGAAAGAUUGUACCUCAGUGUAAAGUUGUACAGUGUUGCUUCAUGUAUGAACUGUUUUCUGUGCUAAUAUUUUUAUUAUCGGUUUCAUUUGUAAGAACAUUGUUUCUCUCCCUCUUUUUCUGUUGUUCAUACCAGCUUUGACUGUAUCUCUUGUUGGAAAGGCCUGUGGUUCAAUGGAAUGUAAUAUGGAUGUAGUAGCUUUACAGGGGCCAGGCAAGUUCACUAUCUCAGGAUGCCAUAGAAAAUGCGUUCUUCUCACAUUUGGACAUAGCCACUGCCACACAAAACACAGGUGAAGUCCUCAGAUCUUCCUGAUUCUGCAUAUGGUUGAUGUUCUGCCAAUACGUUUUAUUUUGUCAUGGGUCAAUUUCUGUGAGCCACUUUGCCCAAUUAAGGCAUUUAAAAAUGCAUUCUGUCAGUCAGAAUAAAUAUUUAAACCAGUAUUUAGUACCCAAAGCCUUUCCCAACACCUCUCUAUUAAAUAUUUCAGGCAUCACUGUUACAGAAUGCAGUUUAUUUAAAUUAAUAAUCUGACCGCAAUACAGAAAAAAAAAAACCAUAAUUUGAUUGAAGCACUGAUGGAACAAUGAUUGCUAUUUAUUUAUUCAUUUCAUUUUAGUGAAGCAAGGAAACAUAUGAUAUGUGUAUUACUUCCAUUAAUAUUUAUAACCAAGAGUUUAAUUGAAAGAGCAGGCACCUUUGCUUACACAAAUGUGAGAUUUUCUUAACUGCCAAAUUAGCAGGGCAUAUGUGUCUAUUCAGACUUCUCAUUUCCCAUGUGAGAGCAACAAUGCGAGCUAAUUAAACAGGGAAAUGCAAAAUAUCCCUUAAAAAAAUCAUUGCUAUUCAAGCUCCUAGGUAUCAAAACAUAAACACACAUCACUGAACACCCUCACCAUGGAUUGCAUGAAUCAUGUGCAUAAACAUGAGUGCCAAAAAGGAAAUAAAUAAAUGGUUUAGUGGGGAAGGUGAAGAAAACACGUUGUGCAUUCACAAUGAGAAGUAAACAAAUAAACAGGAUACACUGCAUACUUCUUUUCCCUUAUGUGUGCACUUCUGCAGUUUUACAGAAAGUGAAGUAAGUCCGUGAAUCAGAAGGAAGUACUUUUAUGUUAUCAUGAUGUUAUAUUUUUUAUUUGUAAUAUGUUCAGAUCGAAUCAGAUUAUAUACUGCUGCACUCUGUUUCAUAAGAAUAUAAAAACAGAAUAAACACUAUGAGUAAUAUUAGAGUAUGGGAAGGAUCAUGGAUUAGUUGGUUAGCUUGUGUGUGUGAGUGUGUAUAGUGCAUGUGUGCUUGCGUGUGCAGGCACACACACAUUCCUGUGUGUGUGUUGUUUGGUUAUAGGAAAGGGAGGUUCAUGGUUUAUAAGUAUGAGUGGUAUAUUUCUUAGUUGGAGUUUUGUGUUUAGGCUGUGACAGUCCGAGUCCACCAUGUCUGGCCCAGGUGGUCAUCUCAGCUUGUUCAGCACUCUUAUCAAAGUCAGACCCAAUGCUUGGGUCACAGCUUUCCAUCCAACAUUCACUUCUUGCCCAUUUUUCUUUAAUUAUUAUUGUAUUUUGUGGCCAUUUGUUUACUUGUUGCAGUUUCACCUAAGCUCUUGUUAAAACUGUACGCAUUCAAAACAUUGUGUCUAAUAAAUAUGCUGAUAUUUUUAAUUUCUCACCGUG
Alosa sapidissima (American shad) is the source of this 6893-nucleotide messenger RNA. RefSeq names its product eph-like kinase 1 (gene ek1). The record is from RefSeq and is a predicted model, not a curated record. NCBI's taxonomy places the organism in Eukaryota, Metazoa, Chordata, Actinopteri, Clupeiformes, Clupeidae. The coding region runs from base 71 to 3016 and encodes 981 amino acids. Gene Ontology annotation, biological process: axon guidance; protein phosphorylation; cell surface receptor protein tyrosine kinase signaling pathway. Gene Ontology annotation, cellular component: plasma membrane; neuron projection. Gene Ontology annotation, molecular function: transmembrane-ephrin receptor activity; protein binding; ATP binding. The transcript is spliced from 17 exons.